AUGCUUGACGAUGACGAAAUUAUUGCAACAAUUCAAGAAGCACCUGAAGAAGAAGAUAUUGGCCCACCAAUACCUAAUAAAAUCGCUUUAGAAAGCAUUCAAAAUCUAUAUAAUUACUUGCAACAGAAUAAUGAUAUACAA
This is a messenger RNA of Entrophospora candida, 141 nucleotides long. The record is from the annotation of a GenBank genome assembly. Lineage: Eukaryota; Fungi; Glomeromycota; Glomeromycetes; Entrophosporales; Entrophosporaceae.